Molecule: messenger RNA, 1827 nt
Organism: Leguminivora glycinivorella
Lineage: Eukaryota; Metazoa; Arthropoda; Insecta; Lepidoptera; Tortricidae
Exons: 6
Coding region: 675-1634 (319 amino acids)
Source: RefSeq, a predicted model, not a curated record
UUGGCAAAAAAGAGUAGAAAUGGAACUAAUUUUUUACACCACUUACUGUUUUCAUACAAAAGAUAGUUGGAAUAUGCAAGACGUUUUACAUAGACAGUGGCGCCCCUAUUAUUUUCUACUUUUUUUGCCCGACUGUAAUAUAGACGGUCAAGCAAAUAUUAUGAGAGCAAAAUUCAAAUUUUCUAUGGGACGAUAUUAAUGUAUGGGCACAUUAUUCAAAUUUGCCGCCAUUUUUUACUCUCAUGAUUUGCUUGACCGUCUGUAGUUACAUUAUCUAGGUUAUUAACAUGACAAGUAAGUGCCUUACUUGUUAUGGCUGAUGUAUUUAUUGGGUAAAAUAAAAAUCUGGUACUGGCAACAUUUUCAAGUUGUCAUCCAACAAACCAAAUGCUAACGGCCGAAUGUGAUGCUCGUGUGUUCUUUUUCUUUUCGCUCCUUUUUUGCGUCGUUGUCAUUGCAGUGAAAGUGUUUCAUUUGAAAAUUAACUUAGUGAUCGCGAUCGCAAGUAUACCUACUAAAAUAAUGGAAGAGGAUACAGAAAACAUAUUGGUAUCCUGGGAUGUGCCGUCAGAAGUCGUCGAGAACUUCAAAACAACAUCAAACCAGAAGAGUUCAAUUUGCUAGCUGCAAAAAUUGUUUCUCUUUUCCCAACUGAAAGUAUAUAUAUCUACUAUAUGAAAGCUGUGCCAACAUGCAAAUCUGCUUCAAGAAAAUAUGUGCCCGCUAAAGGCAAAUUAGUGGACAAGGUUCGAAAUCUCCUGUACAUAUCAGGAGCAAAGCGCAGGAGCAUUAAAUCCACUUGCUCUAAUAAGGAUUCGGAUACAGAUGUAGAGUCUGUGGAAAAUAAUCAAGAGACUGCCUCAAAUGACGACGCUAUUUGGCUGAAACAUAACAAUGAGCCAUGGGACCAAGUUUGUGAAAGGUGGAAUAACACCUUUGAAUUAAGACACAAACAAAAAUUUGAAACUGUACAUGAUUUUCUCGAAACCUGGGCCAUUUUAAAAGACGGCAAAGCAGAUACUCUGAUACUUUUGGAUUUUGAGAAACAGUUUAAAGAGAAGUCGCUUAACUUCUUUAAAAACUGGGAACUAUUUUUCUCGAAACUUUUGAAGCUUAGAGAAAGUGUCGUGACAAAUGAUAAUGCAAAAGCAUUAAUUGAAGGAUUAGGGAAUAUCAUUGACGAUGACAAAAAAAUUCCGGUGCAGAUUUACCUGCUAGGUUUUUUAAUACCACCCAAAGGCCGAAAAUCUAGGAAAGUCAAGUUCUCAACCACUGAAUCAAUCCAGGGCUUAUUAGUUCAGAUAGAUGACGCCGGAGAUAUCGACAGCGUAAUCGCAGCCCAGAAAGCUAAGGCUGCAGCCCGGAAGGAUACCGUUCAACCCUUCGUGCUCAUACAAGGACCGCUACAAAACUUCGCCCAGAUAUACAUCGUUAUUGAUGAUAUCAAAUACCACGUGCAUUCAGCUGCAAAGGCGUUCGACUUAUUGUUUAAGAUUUAUCACGUUUUCCACGCCAAGUAUCCCCAAGUGUGUGAGCACCUCCACAUAAUUAUUCAAAAAAAAGUGUAUCAAAUCCAUACAGCGUAUGAUACAGUACCACCGUAUAUAGUUGACGUUUUAAACUUAGAUGUGUAAAAUUUGGUCUUCGUUUUUUAUAAAAGUUCUUGAAAUGUAAAAAUAUACUAAGGUAUAGAAAUUUCUUUGGUCUUAUGUACCCACUUAAAAAGUAUUUCAUUGUGUAAGGUAUUUGCACCAUCUACAAUUGACGUGAUUUGUUCUAAGUUUGUCUUGUAGAGAAUACUCUGUGGCGUCAACUACGCCUAUCAUU